Molecule: messenger RNA, 3905 nt
Organism: Notodromas monacha
Lineage: Eukaryota; Metazoa; Arthropoda; Ostracoda; Podocopida; Cyprididae
Source: the annotation of a GenBank genome assembly
UUCAAAAGAAAAGCAGAAGAAUUGGGGAAACUAACAGAGGAAAACAACGUCAAAGUUUACAUACCAUUCGCCAAACGCGGAUACGAGAAAAGAAACCGGAAUAUUUGCUCAACCUACGGAUCGACUCGCGCAGAAAUAUUGGCAUUCAGUUCGAAAAUGGUCCAAUCCAACGUGACUGUCUUGUUGCCGAUCGUCGACGAUUUCGACAGACGAGAGUUGACAAUUUUGCAAUUUGACCUGGAGAAAUUACUCAAGAAAUCCGCUCCUCGGACCAAAAUUCUGCCGAGUUUAAUGUACUCGAACGAGUCGGAAACUGCGGCCAAAUUGGCAGAAACUGUGAAGCAAUAUCCUGACGUUUCCGUGAUUUUCUGGGGCGAUGGGGAUUCUGCAGCUGGUUUACUGGAAGAAAUGAUUCACUACAAACAGGUCAAAGACAGGCUGUGGUUAUUUCCGGAAGCACAUUUCUGGAUUGACCAGUUGCAGGCAAACGAAAUCGCGUGGGACAUCGCGAGAGAAAUAGGGGUUUAUUCUGUUGCGUUUCUGGGCUUCAAUGAAACUGGAUUAUUCAGACACAAACUAAUGCAGCACCUGAACAAAAAACUGGGCAAAGGAGCUUCAUUCCACGAGACAGCAGCGUUUGACGCAGCGCUCGCAAUAGCCAAUGCGGACAAACCCAGUAAUAAACGCGGGAUCACGGGCAUCAUCAAAUUCGACGCAUUUGGCAAUCGCGAUGAGACCAGUGGUGAUCAUGUUCGAAUGAUGCUGAUCCCUGACAUGAAUCGACACAACGAAGGCAUAGAAGACUUCAUUGAUGUUUUGCAUGACAGUCCGUGGCUCGCUGAUGGAGUAGUCAGUGUUGAGAUAGGAGUGAAUGCGACGAAUAAUAGUGGAGAGGAGAGAUUCGUAGUCACUCCCGUGCAGCAUGCGACAUCUGGCAACUUUCUCCGGAGGGAGUACUUGCGAGGGUUCAUGAACAAGAGCGUGGACCUUGGGUGCACCGAGUCUCGCGUGAAGAUCAAGGCCACUGACUCGCUGACCCAUAUGCCGAUAACACGUGACCUGAGCCCCGGGUCAUUCCCGGGAGUCAUGAUCAUACCCGGCGAUCACGGGUUUUCGGUGCAACUCCAAUGCCUAAAGGGUCGGGAUUCGUCAGAAGAAAACGUGGCCUUCGGGGCCCAUUUCGUGUGUCCUGCCAAAGACCCGAGCCAUGACCUGCCCUGUGUCCACUCGGUCACUAAAAGCGGAAAUCGUAUCAGCUCUGGAUCCCAGGUCGAGGGCAACCACUUCCUAUCCGGACAUGUGGAAUACGAGGAAGUGCCACGUGAGCAUAUGCAAAGGUACUUCGAGGCCUUCGGAUUCCUGGGUCCUGAAAGGGGGUUCCAGGUAUCAAACCCCCAACCUUCUGGAACGUUUUCGCGCACCAAGAGAGACCUGGAAACUAUUGAAACCCUUCAACAGCAAUUGCUCAGGGGGAAACCUGGCGACUACAGCAUCAAGGCAACAUCGUAUGACGAUGCCAUCAGCACCAGGAGUUCAUCAGGAGCUGCUGAGAAUGCUGGGGCUAAAAGCACGAGGAUGAUACGAGACUUGGGCAAGUAUUACAGUUACAAUACAGUGUUUGGGGACCUCUCUUCCUGGUACCCAGCAGUGCUGGCAGAGCUGGCCCAGGCGUACAACCUGUCCCAAGAAGAGACCAGAGAGGUUCUGACAAUGUCCAAGAGCUCAUACCUGCCUACAGUACUGCGCAGGGACUCAAGGGGACACGGUCGGUUUUCGUGGUUCAUAGACUCUCAGUUUGGAGCAAAGCUGAAAACACGAGAUGCCAAUGCAAUGCUAGGAUAUCACGCCUUGGCAACCCCAAUUGUCUGGGGUAUGAAACAAUCCCUGACAUUCUCAACCAUCGUCGACAGGGUUGCCAAACCGUGGAUUCAUCAGAUGGCAUUCGAAGAAGGCCUUUUGGAGUCGGGUUCUCAUUUCGGAGAAAUCUUCAUGAACUAUGGUGUACCUCUUUGCUCCUGGGUUGGGACCCAUAAUCCCACAGGUUUGGUUUACCCUGCCCCACUGUUCCCAUUGAGACUCGUAAAAGGCGGACGAUAUCCGGAAGACAACGCGCAUUCUUGCGUGAGGUCCUCCAAAGGUGAUGAUAAACGUGUUUACAUAUAUGGUGGACACUUGUUCGUGGAUGGAGAUGCUGCUUGCGUUCAGAUUACGAGACGAGGGAAGAAUGGUCGAACAGCCGCUGUAGAUUCCCCUGUGCCAGCCAAAAGCACCAAGUAUCCAUAUCCUCCAUAUGCCAAAUGGCUAGGAAGCUCUGUUACAGCACAAGCUGCUUGCAUGGGUGCCAGCUUGGCAUGCAUAUUCUGCACACUCAUCAUGGAGGCAUCUGGUGUAGCUAGUUUUGCCUGUUCUGGAGCUUACUCUCAGUUUGGAGCAAAGCUGAAAACCCGGGAUGCCAAUGCAAUGCUAGGAUAUCACGCCUUGGCAACCCCAAUUGUCUGGGGUAUGAAACAAUCCCUGACAUUCUCAACCAUCGUCGACAGGGUUGCCAAACCGUGGAUUCAUCAGGUGGCAUUCGAAGAAGGCCUUUUGGAGUCGGGUUCUCAUUUCGGAGAAGUCUUCAUGAACUAUGGGGCCAGGAUGCAACCCACACAUUUCGCGUGCUGGCAUUGCAGGACCCAUAAUCCCACAGGUUUGGUUUACCCUGCCCCACUGUUCCCAUUGAGACUCGUAAAAGGAGGACGAUAUCCGGAAGACAACGCGCAUUCUUGCGUGAGGUCCUCCAAAGAUGUCCUGUUGCGAUCGGCGGCUAUGAUUGAAGACCUAGGGGAAAUUACGUCAUUGAACGAAUGCCGAUUUUGGAACAGAUUUUGGCUCUGGGACCGAGUGCAAGUUUGCGCUUGCACCGGUGCAUUUUGCAACACUGGAAAUCUGUACCGUUACGAGGUGAUCACGAAUGCAGUGAACAAUGCUCCUCUGGGUGUGAGGCCGGUUCCGGAAAACGAAUAUCCGGUUUUCGAAAAACCGGAAAGAGGUGAUAUCAGUACCCAAUUGGCGUGCUGGACCUGCAGUUCCGUGAAGCAAGACCUUUUGCCGAAAGACGGGUUGCCAGAGAUCACGACGAAGCUGGACGGGUUCUCAGAGUGUAAACCGUAUUUACAGGGUGUUUUCGAUCAGGCCACUAGCGAAUUCGGGGAAAUCACGCGAUUUGAUCCCGAGGAUAAUGCCCAUUGUCUUGUCAUUGAGUCUGUUGAUGUGUACCGUUACGAGGUGAUCACGAAUGCAGUGAACAAUGCUCCUUUGGGUGUGAGGCCGGUUCCGGAAAACGAAUAUCCGGUUUUCGACAAACCGGAAAGAGGUGAUAUCAGUACCCAGUUGGCGUGCUGGACCUGCAGUUCCGUGAAGCAAGACCUUUUGCCGAAAGACGGGUUGCCAGAGAUCACGACGAAGCUGGACGGGUUCUCAGAGUGUAAACCGUAUUUACAGGGUGUUUUCGAUCAGGCCACUAGCGAAUUCGGGGAAAUCACGCGAUUUGAUCCCGAGGAUAAUGCCCAUUGUCUUGUCAUUGAGUCUGUUGAUGGUAUAGCAUUGGUUAGGGGGUCAACAAGUUCCCCGUCAUUUGCGAAGUUGCAAAUGGGCGUGUCGCCAUUUUACGGAGUCAAGAUUUGCAUAUGCGAUUACAGUUAUUGCAAUGCGCUUUGCGACAGUAACGACGGCGUUUCCCUGCACAGACUCCAACAAAGGAAUCCCUUGUUGAUUGCCAUUGUGUUGGUGAAUUCACUGUUGAUUGUUCGAGUCUUCUUUCGAUAUGCCAAAAUUGUUGGCGGAUCAGCGAUUGAAAAACUCUUUGGGACUCUGGAAACAUGAAAAUAAAUGCGAGUGAGAAAUGAAUGGAGCAAAAAAAUUGA